ACCCUCUGUAUCGAUUUGAGAUAUCUAUCUUGGCUUUUUUUUUGUGCAACUGAGUGUUAUCAUUGAUGUUACCGGAGAGGAAGCUUAUCAUCUCCAGCCGAGAUUGUUCGGAGAAGGAUGAGAAGCUUGAUGGAGAUGCGGCUAUGAACAAAUUUUUCAGCGACAUAUACUCAAGUGCAGAUGAGGACAUGAGGCGAGCUAUGAACAAAUCAUUUGCUCAAUCAAACGGGACGGUACUGUCGACAAAUUGGAAAGAAGUUGGGACUAAGAAAGUGGAGAGCACAAUGGAUAUGGAACUCAAGAAGUGGGAAUACAAAUUAAUAACUCCGACAAGAAAUGGUAACUUUUGUAAGACGUCACCCAAAGCUUUGAUAUCUCCGACUAGGGUGUGCAAUAAGUCGCAGAAUCUGUCAACGGCUGCAAAGCUCAGGAGGUCAUUUUCGCCAUCAAGACUAGCUAUGAGGCUGGUCUCUCCAAUGAAGAGCAGGAAAAGUGUAGCCAAGUGUGAUGAUCAUGAGAUGGUGAGUGGAUUGAAAUAGCGUCCGGUUUAGUUCCCAAGAGAUUCUCGAUGGGGAGAAUCUAAUAAGAGAGAGUUUUAAAUGAAAGAAGAUAUUCUUUUAGUUUUUGAUGUGUUUGUGUAUUAGUUAAUCUUUCAGAUGUUUGAUCGUCAAGAAAAGUGUAUGGGAGAA
Arabidopsis arenosa is the source of this 689-nucleotide messenger RNA. NCBI's taxonomy places the organism in Eukaryota, Viridiplantae, Streptophyta, Magnoliopsida, Brassicales, Brassicaceae. The record is from the annotation of a GenBank genome assembly.